AAAAGAGGGGAGAGGGUGAAAGAGAGGAAAAAGAGGGGAGAGGGUGAAAGAGAGAAGGAAAUAGGGAAAACUGGGAGAGGGUGAAAGAGAGAGAGAAAGAUGGGGAGAGAGGUAGGAAGAAAGAGGCAAAGGGCGAGAGAGAAAGAAAUAGGGAGAGAGAAAAAGAGGUUAGAGGGGAGAGAUAAAAAGAUGGAAAGAGGGAGCGAGAAAGAGGGAUAGAGAAAAAGACAGAGGGCAAAGAGGGCGAGAGAAAGAGGGAUAGAGAAAAAGACAGAGGGGGAAAGAGGGAGAGAGAAAGAGGGUGAGAGACAAGAGAGGAAAGAGAAAAGACGGAGGGAUAGAGGAGAGAGAGAAAGAACGAGGAGAGAAAUGAAGAAAGAGGGAUAGAGAGACAGAGAAGAGAGGAAAAGAGGGAGAAAAAGAGAAAGAACGAGGGAUAGAGAAAGAGAGAGAGAAACGCUCCUGCUCUGCUGAUCUCGCGCCUCCGCCUCCCUCUUUUCCUCCGCGUGUGUCCUCAGUCUGUGCGCGCGCGCGCUCGCGUGUCUGUGUGUAUGUGUACGCAUGGCUGUGGGUGUGGGCGGGUGUGUGUGAGUGUGUGUGUGAUGCGCGCGCGCUGACUGUGGUGUGUGUGUGUGGCGGUGCCGGUGUUUUCACUGCGCGGUGUCUCACGCGCUGCCCCGCGGACCGCUCGCGGAAACUAACCGACGGAUUACAGCGGGAACUCCCGGUGGAUUUACAGCGGCGGCGGCGGAUCCGCGCGCGGGCCUCGGAGACACACUGAGACACAGAGACACACUGAGAGAGACUCACUGCAGCAGAUAUCUGAGGAUGUGGUUCUGAGCACUGGGGCUACUUCAGUAGCGGACAGUUUCCAGCCCAGCCAUUCCUGUAAACCUGAUCAGCGUCAGGGCCGGAUUCUUCACCAGCCAAUCACAGCAGUCCUUACAGCAUGCAGCGGAAUGGAGCUGAGUCUAUAUUGGAUUUCCAGGCUGAAUCUGACUGAAUCUCUCUCUGUAGCCUAUGAUGGUCAGAAUUCCUCUCCAAGCCACUACCCACUCAAGCCAGCACCAGACCCACCAGCACUGCCACAGGCCGGGUCUGUAGAGCAGAUGGUGGAGUACUCUGAUGACCCCUGGAGGAUCACUGUGGAACAGCUGCAGUAUUACACUCACCAGUUCAGAACUCUUCAGCCUGACCUCAGCGGCCUUAUACUGGGCACUGUUGCAAAAAACUUCUUUACCAAGUCAAAACUGCCCAUCCCUGAGCUUUCGCACAUUUGGGAACUGAGUGAUGUGGAUCGGGACGGAGCCCUCAGUUUCCCGGAAUUCUGUACUGCAUUCCACCUGGUGGUGGCGCGGAAGAAUGGCUAUCCUCUGCCUGAGAGACUCCCACACACACUCCAAGCAGCGUUCGGAGAUCAGAGCCUGCCCCAGCAGCAGAACCCUCAGCCUCUUGUUGUGUUUGACUCAGCGACGCCCAGAGCAGCGGAAAUGGGCUUGAUCAACCAGCAGGAAGUCAGAGAGGAGAUGUAUAAGCUAGAAUUCAGUCCUAAGAGAGAAGCUGAUCCGCAAGACCAGCAAACACAGCAAACCAGCACUUUAAAACCAGAUCCUCCCCAAGAGCUGGAGCUCAGUGUCAAGUCGAGAACGAGACCCAGGUCCUACUCCAGCACCUCUAUAGAUGACGCUAUGAAGAAAGUUGAGGAGCCUCCGACGCCCCCACCACGUCCUCAGAAGACACACUCGCGUGCCUCUUCGCUCGACCUCAACAAGCUCUUUCAGCAGGGCGGACAGGGUGUUAAAAGUGGCUGGCUGCCUCCUCCUCCUGCGCUGCCUCCUCGACCUCCAGCCUCGCAGAUCUCCCACUACCUCCCUGGGGCAGAAAACUCCCAGCAGGCCGUUCAGCAGCCCCACUUCGCUGACUUCAGCAAGUUCAGAGAGGAGGAGGAGUCAGGAGUGGCCCCUCAGGCCCUCGGCUCUCAGAGGACAGUUGGCUCCACCACAGAGGCCUCGCCGGGCCCCAAAACAGACUCUGCAGGUUUAUUCCAGGGCCACGUUCCUCAGAAGCCCAUGCGACGGAAGCUUCACCCUGAUGGCCAGAACACUGUUACACACUCAGGCCCCGCCUACUCAAGCUCCACCCCAACCACAGGGCCUAAAACAGGUCAAAGGCUGCCUGCCAGGCAGAAGAGGGAGAUUCAGAUGGCCAUCAGGAAGAAUAAAGAAACAAACGCCGUGCUAACACGGCUAAACAGUGAACUACAGCAACAACUGAAGGAGGUUCAUCUACAGAGAGUCACUCUGGAGUCUCAGCUGGAUCUGCUUCGCCCUACGGCCUCUACUUGACCCCACACUCACUUACACACACACACACAUACAGAAACACAGAGUCUUGGUGGUUCCAGAUGACCCAGUGGAAUGUAGUUUAUCACUUCAUGGCCUCUACUGACCUUAAAUGACCUGAUACUCAGACCUUUGUCCCAAUGUAACAGAGGAAACACACACACACACACAGAAUAAUCUGUGUGGAGGAGUCGCUGCAUACACUGUGACAGUGAGAAAGAGAGAGAGUGAGAGAGAGAGUUGGGGGAGAGAUGGCCUGACCUUGUCUAAACAGUUCGUUGAAUAUCAAGGUUCUGCACCAGAUUCAGUCAAUCAGCCGAGACAUAUUUGGUAUCUUUUGGUAAUUGUGAUUCUGUAGAUGACAGUAGGAGAUGCUAGGCUAACAUUGCUAACAUAUACACAUUUACAUAGACAAUUGUCUGCUUAAUGAGUCGGGCUAGCAGCAUUAGUGAUACGCUUGCUAGCGUCAGGCUAGUGGAAUUUAAUACAUCUCUGACCGGGCUUGUUGAGUCAGGCUAGCAACAUUAGUGACAUGCUAGCUAACAUCCAGCUAGCGGAAAUAGCAGUUCUGUUGACCAGGCUUGUUGAGUCAAGAGCAGCAUUAGAAACUCACUAUCAAGUGUUGGGCUAAAGGAAUUAGUAGCGCUGUUGACCGGGCUAGUUGAGUCGGGCUAGCAGCAUUAGCGAUGCGCUUGCUAGCAUUGGGCUAGCAGAAUUAGCAAUGCUGUUGACCGGGGUUGGAGAGUCGGGCUAGCAACAUUAGCAGGUCACUAUGUUAGCUAGCUCACCGCUAAUGUUAGCUAUCUCUCCGCUAACCUUGGUUCUCUCCUUGGUAACUAGCUAGCUCGCAGCUAAUGUUAGCUAGCUCUAACCUUAGUUCUCUCCAACGGUAACCUAGCUAGCUCACCGUUAACAUUAGUAUGCUAGCUAGCUCUCCGCUGCUGUUAAUUCUCUCCACAGAUUAGAUAUUUAAGGUGGGCCACUGUGAUUUCCCACCGGCAUUAAACACGCCGUCUGAUAAAUUCAUAUCUACAGCAAAUUUCCAUUAAAUUUAAGACAUUUUAAGACUUUUUAAGGACCCCCUUUUUAAGGACACCUGGGAACCCUGGAGUAAGGCAGGUCUUACUAUGCCUCUGGUCUCUGGGUGCAAAUUUGACAAAAUAGCUGAUAUUUAUGUCUUCAGUUCUAUAGAAAGUAUAAAAAUUUAACCAUGACAUCCAUAUUUUUGACAGUCAUUGGCUCUUUUUGUUCUUUUAUUUACCUUUAAACUUGUUUACAAUUGUUUUAAAGGAAAUGAACAAAAGAUAUUGGGGUGUGUUGACUAAACUUGUUAGCAGCUUUAGCCUUUAGCAUCUCCAGAUUUAAACACACACAUCAGAAACCAAACAUGCUGGAUCUUGUUGGAUCAUUUGAAUCUGGACUCUGUGAUCAAUAAUAAUGAUAAUCAGUUUUUAACCAAACUGCUGCUUUAAGAGUUUAAGUGUUCUGGAUUUAGGGCAGAAGACACGUUGAGGUGAACACCAGGGACGUUCAGCUGACAUCUGUAAAGCAUCUACAGCGGACUAUCUAAAUACAGUGUCAGUGUAAAGAGGAUCAGGUCUGUGUUGAGGGUGGAUUACGUCUCGUUUGUUUUGGUGUUUUGACACAGACCUGCUCUGUUCUUUAAUCUCGGAGGCAGUUUGGACGAACCUGUGAGAAGCAGUGAUUCAGUGUAAUGAGGGGGUUCUGUUGCAGUGACUUUGAGGGCCGUCCAAGCGCGUGUUUAAAUGUGUGUGUGUGUUUAUUGAUGGUCAGUCCACGCAAAAGAAUAGUGCAAGAUGUGCCUAAAGUAAAACGAACUGUCUGGUGUGUGUGUGGGCGUGCAAAAAGUUUUGGCAAGCUUGGUCAAAUAGCAUAUUUUAUUGCAAUCCAAUUGCAGUUUGUAACACAAUCAUUCAUAUAAUUUUAAUGCAUUUAAAAACAUAACAUAAAUGUUAAUCAUUUUUUAUUCUUUUUUUGCACAUUAUUGAAACAUUUUGUUUGUUUUAGCAGAUAGUAAUUUAUAAAUAGGCCAUAACUUAUAUAACUUUAAAUAAUUAUAAUUAUAAAACUAUAAAUAAUUAAGAUAUUAUACAGUAAUUCUGCUUCACACUGUUUACAAAGUGUGUCUCUGUAAAGUAUGUAACUUAUGCUGCGUUCCAUUUGAACUCAAAUGUAAGAAUUUGGUUUAUGUAGACAAUUUUGAAUCAAAAGUUGAAUUUCCAAUUCAGAAAAUCAGGAGAGCUUCACCAAGUCCAAGUUCAGAAUCCAAGAUGGCUGCCUCAUAAGACAAAAGUACUAAAAAAAAGAGUACUCUGGGCUUUUUACAUGUGCACAUACCACUUACAAUGCUAACCUGGGCUAAUGCUAACCUCAAACAGUGCAACAAUGCUCACCUUGGGCCUAUUUUUGUGAUAUUUACCAUAAAAUGUUGGUAAAUUAUUUGUACAACCACUUAUGGUAAACUCUAUGGGUCCUACUGUAGCGAUCUAUAGGCGAGAUGUCAACUGCACAUCAUACAGCUGGAUUAAGGGCGUGGUGUUGUGUCUUUGGUAUCGUGAGGGUGAAAAGUACCCCUUGCGCAGCUCGAAACUCGCAAAAGUGUGUUUUGGGUGGAUUGUGAAAUAAACCAAUCAGUGUGUCUGUUGCCAUUCUCUUUAAGAGUCAGGUGAGCUCUGACUUUGGCACGUUUGUAUCUUAAGAGUGCGGCACUUUUGUGGGUCUUAGCAGAGGAUACUGACCUGCGCUUUCACACUGUGAAGGUGUGCCAGGGGCUCAUUUAAGGAAACAGCAAUGCUAUUUUAUGUUAUAUUUAUAUCUUUAUUGUUGAGGUAAAAGGAUGUAUUCGCUAGCUACCUGUGUAUCUAAGAUAGGAAUGCACUCUGACAAUUGACUGUUGUCUAGGUUCAUUUCAGUCGGUGGUGCACCUGUGUUUUCCAUUGCCAACAUAGCAACACACCAGAAAUGUUCCUCAACACACUUCAAUUCCAGACCACAACACCCAUCAGUAUAGAUUUUAUUCUUAAACUCUGAUGCUAUUUCAACGUCUCAGGCGCAAGACGUGAAAAUAGACUGUUGACAGGGUGUAAAAUAGGAAUGAGCAUCUUUGCACAGGGUGUAAGAUUGGGCCCAAUAAGCUAAAAGUCUUAAGCUAACAGUUUUUGGAAAUUUUCUAUACAAUCACGCGAGUGUUUAACUUGAACACCGUCAAUUUUGGUCUGAUGUCCAACCUCUAAGGAAAGUGAAACGCAGCAUUAUAUACACUUCGAAAAUCCACAUUAUCGACUAUAUUUGACCAGGUGUGCCCAAACCUUUUUCUAAGACUGUAUGUAAUACAGGUCAUUGUUGGGGCGAUGCUGUGACAAGAAAGCAUGUUUUAUGUCUGUGAUGUAAAAACAAAUGUUUUAAAAGCAAAAAAAAAAGACAUAAAUGCAAAAAUUUGUGUGACCUUUAGUGUUCACACACACCUGGAAUGAUUUACUGUAAACUGUCUGUAAUUUAAUGCAAAAAAAGAACACUGAAAACCACCUUUGAGAAAAAAAACUCUAAAAUGUUUUUGUUUUUCUACUUUUUUUUUUCUAUUUCUAUUUUUUUCUGCUUUGAACCUGCUGACCUGCCUUGUGUUAGCAAAACUGUUUUGUUAACACUGUCAAAAGUUGAUGCUGAAAGAAGUUCUCCUCUGUUGCUAAGAAGACUUUCUUUCCUUCGUUUUGAUCAGAAUCAAAAGAGCAGGUGUGGAAAAAGCUACAAAUUAUGGUUUUGUGUAAACAAAAAAGAGGUGUUAUUAGUCUGGAUCAAUUGGAUUAAUCUGGUUCUACCAGGACGCCUCUAAACACACAUGCAGUAACAUAUAUUCAACUUUUUUUUACAGUAGUAUUAACAAUAAAAUAAAGCAAGGACAUAGCCAAGCCUCUGGGCAGCCAGUGGGACCAAACUGGAGGCAGUGGAGAUGAAGUUGAGGAAAAAACAGUGCCAGUGUUACAGGUCUUACAGACAGAUAGAAGUUGUUGAUUGGUUAAGAUAAAAGUGAUGAGCAGCGAAGAGCUGCUAGAACUAGUGCUGAAGGUUCAGUUCAUUUUUAAUGGUUCAUUAAAAUAGACUUUCUCAAACAGUUACUUUCAAAUUGUCAUCCAUGAGCAACAGAAGAAGAAAAAGAACAGGUGUUGUGCUGAAGUCUGAACGAAUCUACUGACUGGCUUUUUUGGUAAAGCCAAACUUUUACUGGUCAUCCCAGUGUUGGUCAUGCUGGUCAUUUUGAUGGACCAGUGAAAUGUGGUCAUGCUGGUUGACCAGUGUCUGAUGUCUAGAGCUGUUCAUGUUUUGUCUUAAAGAUUAGCUAGUUUAGUUUGGCAGAAUUAGAUGUUCAGAGAACCACACACCAUACAAUACUGCCUCAGAUCCAGCUGAUGCUAUAGAUGUCAGUGUUCUCAAGUCUCACGCUUUGAGUGCAUCCAAAACAUUUCAAAAACUUUGAAAGUAUACUCAAGUACAGUCACAAAGACCAUCAAAAACAUUAUUAUCACUCUUAUCAGGACCGCCCCAGCAAUGGAAGACCAAGAGUUACCUCUGUUACACAGGAUAAGUUCAUCAGUUAAAAACGCUAGUUUAAUUGGCACAUUUCCACAUCAGCUUUUUAACCGAUGCUGAUCUCUCUCCAGGUGUUCUGACAGCAGCAUGGCUAUGGAUACAUCAGAACUCCGUAAGUUUGAUGAUGCCGAGUGCUGCAUGCACUGCCCCCUAGCGAUUUUGUGUGUACUGCAUGUAUUGCAUUCAUUACUGAAAAACAAGCCCAACCAACAAUCCAAGUGUACACAGGAUACAAAUGGCAGCCAUCAUGAGUAUGCUCAAUUGAGUUUUAGGACAAAUAAUCAAAAAUUAGUAGCUGUUAGUCUUUGUAAAGUGUCAGUUUUUUAUUUCUGCAUCAACUUUUGACCGGGUUAGCAAGGACCACUACUCCAGUUUCACCCUUUCCAAUACAUUUUCCCAAUAUUUCCUCGGUGCAGGUGUGUUUUUUACAAUUCUGAGGAGAAAUACUGCAAAAAAGACACGCUGAGUGAUUCUGUUUCGUUUGUUUGUUUGUUUGUUUAGAUGGAGAAAUGUCUGUAAUGUUUGUGCGUGUGUAUGUUUAACAUUUUCCUAUGCAAAAUCACAAUGGUGCAGGCCCACUUCCUGUUGAUGCCGUUUCUUUUUUAUACUGAGCCAAAUUCAGAAGAAGAAGCUCCACGCACACUCAAACAUAUAUAUACACACACACUGGGUGAUCUGUUCAGGAUAACACGCAGGACUUGAAUGUUUGCCUUUAUUACAACUGUGUGUGUUUGUGUGUUUAAUGGAGAUGGUGUGCUCUGUUCUGACCUGCACGUGUGAAACAGAAGAAGAAUACUGUAAACCCCUCA
This is a messenger RNA of Astyanax mexicanus (Mexican tetra), 7756 nucleotides long. RefSeq names its product RALBP1 associated Eps domain containing 2 (gene reps2). Gene Ontology annotation, biological process: endocytosis; endosomal transport. The record is from RefSeq and is a predicted model, not a curated record. The coding region runs from base 960 to 2345 and encodes 461 amino acids. Gene Ontology annotation, cellular component: plasma membrane; cytoplasm. Lineage: Eukaryota; Metazoa; Chordata; Actinopteri; Characiformes; Acestrorhamphidae. Gene Ontology annotation, molecular function: calcium ion binding; protein binding. The transcript has 18 exons.